This is a messenger RNA of Aedes albopictus (Asian tiger mosquito), 1593 nucleotides long. RefSeq lists its product as uncharacterized. Gene Ontology annotation, molecular function: zinc ion binding; DNA binding. The transcript has 4 exons. Lineage: Eukaryota; Metazoa; Arthropoda; Insecta; Diptera; Culicidae. The coding region runs from base 137 to 1480 and encodes 447 amino acids. Gene Ontology annotation, cellular component: nucleus. The record is from RefSeq and is a predicted model, not a curated record.
CGUCGUGUUUAUCUUAUCAAAAAUUUUGAUUCCAUUUUCAGUGGCCAUCUCGAUUCGCGCGAAAUCAUUGCUCGUCAAAAUUAUUCAUUGAUCCUUGUUGGGAAUCUGUGAACCAUACGUGUUUCUGUUGGCAGAAAUGGCUGGUCUGGACGAGCUGGACCGCUGCCGGUUGUGUUCGUCCCAAAACAAUCUUAGCGACGUUUUCGGCGUGGAGAACAAGGAUGAGCUUUUCCGGAUGAUUUAUGCGUGCACCUCGAUCCGAAUCAGCUUCGAGCGGGACUUUCCCUGUGCGGUGUGUUCCAGCUGCAUCCGAAUCGUCAAACAGUUCUAUUCGUACCGUCAGAAAUGUUUGGAUCACGAUCGGAAUCUGAAACGUUUGCGAGGGGAGAAUGUGGACGAAAAAGACGAAGGCGAGGAAGAUUUCAACACGAAUGUUCCGCUGAAGAACUUGAAGAAGCAAAAGCAGGAGCAAAAAGGUCGCGAUAAAAAGUUCUACGAAGAGGCGAAGCAGCUGAUUCAAAGUUUCCUGGCGACCGAGGUGAAAGAAGUUGAACGGAAGGCGCUAGAAAAGGUGAACGAAAUGUUGAAGAAACGAGAGUGCAACACCGAAGAAGUCUUGCUGCAAAUGACCGUUGAACCGGCCGACGAUAUCUGUGAAGAAGUCGAGUAUGAGGUGUUGAAUGAUUCGACGGCAUUUUGUCAACCGCAGCAGCCACAACAAUCUCAAGAUGACUGUAAAAUGGAGCUGGAAAGCAUUUACUUCGAGACAUCGGAUAACGAAGACGAUAGGGUGGAGGCAAAUUUUGCGGGAUUCGACGAGCGAACCUGCAUCAAGGGUGGUCCCGGAAGUGCAGGGCUUAAGAAAAGAAAGCUUCCUCUGGAGGAUGGCAGUGCAGUAAAUACGCAAACCAAAGCAUUGGAGAAGCAGCUUUCGGAGGCGCAGAAAAAGAUUGAUACACUGACGCAACUCGGCUACGAGCUGGAACUCAAACGGCUGAGAUUGGAGAGUACUGCCGUUGGAGCAGGAGGAGGAAUUGUAGCGACUCGCUUCACCGCGGAAGAAGACAUUCCCAUUACGGUACAGGAGCUGGAGAGGUUGAACGAGCGUUCCUCUUCGGAUAGUGUGUUCGUUGGGAUGCUCAUCACUCGUCUUAUUGAUCCAAACGAAUUGGUUAACAUGAGCGUCACUGGACAGCAAUCGCAUCGGUUCCGCAAGUUGAAAAAGCCUGACGGAUCGCCACUGUAUCCCCCAACGGAGAGAAUCGAUCCUCGGAUCCUUGAUUUUGUCUGCAACAAAGUCGCCGAACGGACGGCGAUGCGCAUCGGACCGGAUGAUAUUCAUACCAUUCGGAAGAACUCCGAGGAGCGGACAAUUAAGCGUUUCAUAGCGCAGAAGAUCGGCAACCUCAAGAAAGCGGACAUCGUGAAGCGAAGCCGAGCCGAGGGAGACACAUCGUGGAACGAAACAACCACAGAAUAAAGGCCAUUUGACGCAAGUUUCGACGAAUUACUUUUAAGUUCUGAUAAGUUUCAAAUAUAAGACAUGAAAUGUACCUUACCAAAUGGCUUUCUCUUUAAAAAGCUGGGACUGAA